AUGCAGAUCUUUGUUAAAACCCUCACCGGCAAGACCAUUACCCUUGAAGUCGAGUCAUCAGACACUAUCGACAACGUUAAGAGCAAGAUCCAGGACAAGGAGGGAAUUCCCCCAGACCAGCAGCGUCUCAUCUUUGCAGGCAAACAACUCGAAGAUGGUCGGACAUUAUCCGAUUACAAUAUCCAGAAGGAGUCCACCCUUCACUUGGUUCUUCGCCUGCGUGGAGGAAUGCAGAUUUUUGUCAAAACUUUGACCGGAAAGACUAUUACUCUUGAGGUUGAGUCUUCGGAUACGAUCGAUAACGUCAAGAGCAAAAUCCAAGACAAAGAGGGCAUUCCCCCAGAUCAACAACGUCUUAUCUUUGCCGGUAAGCAGCUUGAGGACGGCCGCACUCUUUCGGAUUACAAUAUUCAGAAAGAAUCAACCCUCCACCUUGUUCUCCGCCUCCGUGGUGGUAUGCAGAUCUUUGUCAAGACUCUCACUGGGAAGACCAUUACCUUGGAAGUCGAAUCAUCGGACACGAUCGAUAAUGUCAAGAGCAAGAUCCAAGAUAAAGAGGGCAUCCCACCGGACCAACAGCGUCUCAUUUUCGCUGGUAAGCAGCUUGAAGAUGGACGAACCCUCUCCGAUUACAACAUCCAGAAAGAAUCCACCUUACAUCUCGUCCUUCGCCUUCGUGGUGGUAUGCAGAUUUUUGUUAAAACACUUACUGGCAAGACUAUCACAUUAGAGGUCGAGUCCUCUGAUACCAUCGAUAAUGUGAAGUCGAAGAUCCAGGACAAAGAGGGAAUUCCGCCAGACCAGCAGCGCUUGAUCUUUGCCGGUAAGCAGCUUGAAGAUGGACGAACCCUCUCCGAUUACAACAUUCAAAAGGAAUCUACCCUUCAUUUGGUCCUCCGUCUCCGUGGUGGUAUGUAG
Morchella importuna is the source of this 918-nucleotide messenger RNA. RefSeq lists its product as uncharacterized. The transcript is spliced from 3 exons. Gene Ontology annotation, molecular function: protein tag activity; ubiquitin protein ligase binding. Gene Ontology annotation, biological process: protein ubiquitination; modification-dependent protein catabolic process. The record is from RefSeq and is a predicted model, not a curated record. Bases 1 to 918 code for a protein of 305 amino acids. NCBI's taxonomy places the organism in Eukaryota, Fungi, Ascomycota, Pezizomycetes, Pezizales, Morchellaceae. Gene Ontology annotation, cellular component: nucleus; cytoplasm.